AUGCAACAUACCUACGAAGUAAGACUUGAAAAUUUACCAUAUUUUUGGGCAAAUGUAUGCUGCGGCAUGCGUAACGGAAACAUAACAGACUUCACAACCUUAUUUUUCCGGGUCCUUGCCAGUGUGGCGUUUACCGUCUACGGCAGCCAGUACACCCUGACCUCCGAAAUCUGUGUGCGACAGGAUAUUCCCCCGGUCUUACCCAAACGGGGCCGAGCUGUUCAGUUCGCAGCCGCCAAAGCGGACUCAGAAGCACGGAAGCAGAAGUGCGACGCGGGUCGAGGCGGUCCCCCCCUUGAGCGGCGCAAUGUGUUUUCGCUGGUGUCACGAUGGCUCCACUCUGAGGGGGGAGUGGGGCGGUUGAGGCAGCUGGUGCGGGAGGUGGACUCACACGCGGACGCCGGAGGGGGGGACGGGGUGCUGGAUAUGGAGGAGGUCAAGAAGCUGCUGGCACUGGCCGUCCCCUCCAUAUCGGAUCUGGAGACCCAGCUGUUCGUGGCGAUGGUGGAUAUGAACGGCGACGGAGCACUGAGUGAGGGGGAGCUGGUGCAGAGUGUGGUGGACUGUGCGGGUAUUGAUGAGGCCGUGUCGGCAGGGGGGGGAGGGGAGGGAGCUGGCGGACUGGCGGGAUCUGGAUCUGUAGCGGCGGGAGCGGGGGCCGGCCCCGGCAGCCCCGGCAGUUUGUUGGGCUGUUUGGAGGCGGCUGUCCAACACCUGCGGAGCAAUGUGACGGCAGUGGAGGCCAAGUUGGUGCAGAUGAACCCGCCAGGGGGGUACCUGACGUUCACCCAGCUCAGUGAGCUGUUCCAGGCAGUUGUUCCGGAAAGUCUGGGGGGUCGUGCGGCUGUCCGCGCUCUCAUGGCCCACGUCGGCCGCACCGCCAUCUUGUCCCCCCUGGACCCCGGGGUGCACCUGGGGGAGCUGAGGCGCUGCUUCGGACUGCAGGCCGGCACCGCGACGGACGGCCCGGCGGCGGCGGCCGCGGGGUGGGUACCGGGUCGGCCUAGGGACGUGUUCAAGCUGCUCCGAUACCACGUGAAACACAACCGGGCCCAGCUGGACGAGCUGUUCCCGCGGGGGUCGGACCUGACCGUAAACCAGGUUCGUCAUCUUGUACGACAGAUGCUUGAGUCCCGGGUGGGUGAGCCCCCGCUGACGGGGCGGGAGGCCCGGCACCUGGUUGCCGUACUGGACGUGAAUGGGAGCGGCACUCUCUCCCGCGAGGAGUUCGACAGUGGCCUCAAGAACUGCAGGGACAUCUCAGCGGCACUAACCCAGAUCCAGAUCCAAGGUCGGGGUCUGGAUCCCGCUGCUCUGCAGGGGCAGCUGGAUACACCCAUGUACCCCCUCGGCCCCCCUGGAGGGGCGGCAGGAGGGGGAGGGGGAGGGGGAGGGGCCGAUGCGAGGGCCCCCACCUGGGCGGACCUGCUGGGGGCCCUCAGGCAGCUGCAUGAGCUGCUGGGGGGCCAGAAUGAGGACGUGGAGGCGGUGUGGAGGAGACAUGACUCCAGGGGGAAGGGGAGGUUAGACGCGUGUGAGCUACGCAAGGUGCUGCUGGAGCUAUCUCCCCCCGGUCUGCUGCCUCUGCCCCUGCUGCGGGCGGUGCUCAUGUGCCUGGACCUGUGGGACCCCUCGGAGCACGCGCUCAUGUCCCGCAAGCACCUCCUGACGGCCCUGCGGGGGGACAGACCGCCGGACAGCCUGCAGCCCCCCCGGGUGGUGCCCCUGGCCAGUGUGGGACAAGGUGUAACGAUGGCAACGCGACCACUGCCGAGUAUCAGUCAAGGGUUGACUCAGGCCCUGUAUGGCGGCAAUGUGGACACGGGGCUCCCGGGGCUCCUGCCUGACCCGGCGCAGUGGGCGGAGUGGCACGGCAACGUCAAGACAGCGAACCGGCCUUCCGGGGCUGUGACACUUGGCGGUUCGCAGCUGCCCCCCAGUCCGGGGUUCUGGAGGGCCCAGUGGAAGUGGCACACCGCCUGGCUGGCGGCCAACACCGCCCACCGCCAGACGGCAGUAGCAGGUCCCCCAGCCACUGCUGCAACAACGUCCGCAUCCACAUCUACACUUGGACAGGGACAGAGCACCGCGGCUGCUCCCGCUGCGGUGGCGGCCACCAGCCCCGCUGCCACCACCCCCAGCCCCAACUGCCUGGAGUGCCGCAUGUGGCCCCAUGUGUCGGUGGCAGCAGUGCCGUACAUUAACGCUGUGUAUGGCAGCGAGCUGGCUGCAUGGACGAAAGCAGGUGCAGCUGCGGCGGGGGGUGCAAGUCCGCCGCCGCAGGGCCCUGGCGGCCGCCCCGGCCCCGAGCCCCCACCGGUAGGGCUGGAGGGAGGGUUGGGGUCCGUGGUGCCGGUCACCUACCCCGCCGCGCCGCCUGCGGGUCGCCCGGCCGGCCAAGGCGCGGGGCCUGUGGUGGAGGCGGUGGAGGUUGAGGGGGGCCCGGGGGCCCCUGAUGCCGCUGCACUGGGGGGUGGGCCGCAUGUCGCAGAGCAGCCCGAGGGGCCCCUUGCCACUCAGCUGCCGCAGCAGCCGCAGCCUCAGCAGCAGCAGGCGGUGGAGACGCCAAGGGACGGCGGGGACUCCUCUCUCGCUCCAGGGAAAGACCAGCCGGCUUCCCACAGGCCGCCAGUGCCCGCAGCUGGGCCGCUGGCCGACCCGCAGGCAGCUGUGCUCGGUGCAACAUCUUCACCCGUAGCGCCUGCAGCAGUUCAGCAGCCCGCGCCUGUGGCCGACACGCCUCAGCAGCCGGGCACCACGCAGGCGGGGUUGCCUCAGCAGCCGGGCACCACGCAGGCGGGGUUGCCUCAGCAGCCGGGCACCACGCAGGCGGGGUUGCCUCAGCAGCCGGGCACCACGCAGGCGGGGUUGCCUCAGCAGCCGGGCACCACGCAGGCGGGGUUGCCUCAGCAGCCGGGCACCACGCAGGCGGGGUUGCCUCAGCAGCCGGGCACCACGCAGGCGGGGUUGCCUCAGCAGCCGGGCACCACGCAGGCGGGGUUGCCUCAGCAGCCGGGCACCACGCAGGCGGGGUUGCCUCAGCAGCCGGGCACCACGCAGGCGGGGUUGCCUCAGCAGCCGGGCACCACGCAGGCGGGGUUGCCUCAGCAGCCGGGCACCACGCAGGCGGGGUUGCCUCAGCAGCCGGGCACCACGCAGGCGGGGUUGCCUCAGCAGCCGGGCACCACGCAGGCGGGGUUGCCUCAGCAGCCGGGCACCACGCAGGCGGGGUUGCCUCAGCAGCCGCCUGCGGCCGCCGAGGUGGCGGAGGCGGGGGCCCCAGGGCCGGAGCCGCUUCCGUCCCCGCCCCCGCAGAAGGACGUUACUCCCAGGUCGCCACUUCCGGGCGGUGUGCUGGAGCCAUCCGAUGUGAAAGGCUCCGUGGCAGGCAGCGACCUCCCUGCUGCUGCAGCUCCUGCUGCAGCGGCUGCUACUGCUCCGGUGGAUGUAGCGUCUGCUGAUGCGGCAGAUGCGGCUCCUCCUGUCGUGGGUGAGUCAUCUUCAGCAGCAUUAGCUGAUGUACCGGCGGCGGUGGUGGCACAGGCACCCGAGAAGCCGCCUGCUGAUGCGGCGGCGGCGGUGGCAGCGGUGGCUGCACCCUCAGUUGCACCACCGGUUGCAGGGGUGGCGGCGAUUCGUGCCGCAGGGCCGGUGGAGCUCCCUGCAGCUGUCACUGGUGUUAUUGCCGCUACUGCUCCAACCGCUGCAGCUGCUACGGCUACAGCAGCAUUGGAGGUACCGCCACCUGAAGCACCGCAACCGGGUGAGGGGCCGGAGGUGCGCGAGGUGACCAGGGGUAAACCAGUUUCGGAGCCCCGCCAGCCGCCUGCUGGACAACAACAGCUCGUCCAGGUGCCGCCGCUAUUAGUCCCCGCGCGUGUACUGUCGUACAAGGUCGUACUGGCGCCGGGUGCUCAGCUGGGUGAUGUGGACUCUGUCAUGUUGAAGACCAGCAGCGGUACCAGGACUGGUAGCAGCGCCGCAGCCCCCUGCUACCUGGACAAGGUGGAGGUGAUGUGCAGCAGCAGUGACCCGCCCCUGCUGUGGGAGGUGACGGUGCGGCGCUGGCUGCGACCUGGGGAGCCGCUGGGGCCCCUCAGACCCGACCCAGUCGCCUGGGAGGAGUGGGACAUGGGGCAGGCUGGCGACUCCUCUGGAGCGCCUGGUUGUGUAGUGUACCUGAAUCGCAACCUGGGGGAAGUCAGCUGGAGGACCCCGCCCCGGAGCCCACUGCCCGCAUUGCCAGCUGCCCCCGCAUGCGCCUUUGUGCACAUCCUCGGGUGCUCCGCCUGGGGCGUCUUCUGUCGCAAGGCAUACACCGGUAUUCAUCCACCCGGUUUGCAGUUGGCCUCGGGGGAGUGGGCCCAGCUGUCGGGUGUUCCCCCGCUGUCAGUGCCCCGUGUCCGGGUGCGCUUCCUGGACUGCUUGAAAAGCCCCACCGUGUUCCGAGCCGUGCGAGUGAGAAGCACCUACGAGCUGGGCUUCGGGGGCCAGCUGGGCGCUGUGCCUGGACAAGAGGUGCGAGUACGGGGGGAAUGUUGCGGCCAUUCAAUUGCCGUUAUGGCGCGAGGGGGAUUCAAAGCGGGGGAUCCCGAGGACACCAACUCCAAACGCCUCCAACCAGCCAUGUACGGCAAGGGAACCAGCGGUGCUGCCCCUGGGCCGUCUGCCGCCAGCACCGCCGCCACCGCUGCAAGCACCGCCCCAUUCGAGGACCCUCUGGGCGGUGGUCCGUUCCCGGGCGCCCGGGAGUGUGUGGUUCUGAGCUACUCUUUGGAGGCAGCUGCGGAGCAGCUGGGGGACGGGAAGUACCUGUGGCUGGACGGCUAUGUGGCCCUGGAUGACAGCUCAGGCACCCCUCCUGCCCCUGUGCGGUUCAGCGUGGUUCGAGACGGGGGCCUGGUGUGGGCGAAAUGGGUCCGGGCGGCUGGGGAGGUGCACCGCUGCUGUGUGCCCCUGCUGGGGUGCAGGCAAGUGGGGCAGUUGCAGCUGGUCGUGGAGACCGACUUCAGUGGCGGCUGUCGGGCCGUGUGGCUGGACCCCUGCCUGCUGUGCGGCCCGCUCGUGGAUAAGGCCUUGACGGCCGCACUGGAGAGAGCGGCGAGCAGGGAGAACAACGAGGUCGCGGACUGCUCGGGAGGGGACGUCAAAGUGUCGUUCGUCACCGAGGCGGGAGGAGCCGUCAUGUACAUGGCCCCUGCACACUCGGUGCCUGCAGAGGUAUCUCGCGCUAGCAGCACUGCCAGCUACCGGAUCAGUGUCUUCACGGGGCCCGAGAAGAACGGCGGCACCCGCGGCAAGGUGUUCAUGCGACUGCAGGGCAGGCAGGGGACGGGAGCGAACUCUACCGCCGUCAAGAGCAGCCUCGUGUGCAUCAACCCGGACGGCACUGUCCUCAAAGAAGGUGACAAGUACUCCGUGUUGGAGCCGCUGAGUCUGCCCUGGAUGGAUGAGGUGGAGGGUGUGGUGCUGCAGCACUGCCCCGCGCCCGCCGGCCUGCUGGGGGCGGGCGGGGCAGUGGGGGGAGCCAGUGACUGGAGUAUACAACAUGUGGAGGUGUCCUGUGAGGAGACGGGUCGCACCUGGUACUUCGUUGCGGGUGGCUGGUUCCUGGAGCUGGCCAGGAAGCAGGCGGCGGGGGCAGCAGGGCAGAGGACUCCGGGGGCCGUCAACAGGUUGCCCCCCGCCCAGCUGGAGCUGGUGCUGCCCCGGGUUACAUCCCCCACACAGCUCAAGGUGGUGUUUCACAUCAUCAGCUCAGGAAAGGGUGUGGGAAUGGGCAUCGAUGGCGACCUGCAGAUGGUGCUGGUGGGUAUGGACGGCGGUGGCUACCAGUACGCCCCGCUGACCCUCCCGGGCCGCUCCAUUGAUGGGCCCCACGAGAGCCGGCUGCUGGAGAGCCCCCUGCCGCUGGGGGAGCUGCAGUCCGUGGAGCUCAGCUGCAAGCAGCAAGGCUUGCUGGGUACUCGUCUGCAGUUUGUCGAGGUGGUGCGGCUAGUAGACGCAAAGCACUUCCUUUUCCUUCCUCCAGCCCUGGACCCCUCCGAGGCAGCAGACACCGCGGGGCCCAGUCGGCUGGUGCUGCGGGCCGCCACACAGCCGUACUUCCGCAUAUCCACCUUCACCAGCGCGAUACCCGAGGUGAGUGGACGGGUAAGAAGGUCAAUGGACGCCCUGUACUGCGCUGAGCCUGCCCGGUUGCAGGGGCUGUUGCCAUGCCGCCCCUAUCCCCACGGCCCGGCCUCUCUCAAGGCCAGCACUGAUGCCCGAGUGUACAUCGACCUGUUCGGCGCCCGGGGUAAACUGCUGGACCUGUACCUGCGGGAUGCAACGGGGGACAGCUUCAAUGAGGGCUGUGAGGACGUAUUUUUCUUCCCGGAUCCCGGGCUGGGUGACCUGGGCAGUGUGUGCAUCUCGCACGAUGACUCAGGGGACUCUCCCAACUGGCAUCUGGACCGCGUGGAGAUCACCCACACCGGCACCGGGCGCACCAGCGUCUUUGUGUGCAAGCAGUGGAUAGGUCUGGGCGCCAACCGCCGAGACGGAGGUCAGCCUGAGGGCCGCUUCGGACCGGAUCGGGUAUUGGAGCGUGUGCUGUACCCCACACAUGUCCUUGCGGCGGUGAAGAAUGGGACACCUCUUCUCCGCUACCACGUCAUCUUUCACACGGAGAGCCCGCGGGGGGAGCUGAGCCACACUGCGGAGGCCCUGCAGCUGGUGGGGCAGCAGCAGCAGGUGUCUGGCGACGGGGGUGGUUUCCAGUUUUCCGAGGUUGUCAUUUUGGACAGCGGCCGAGCAGAUAUGGACUUGGAGCUGGAUAUGCAGUACGUACGGCACAUCCAGACGAUCUCUCGAGGAGAGGCUCAACGCGGCCUCGAGGAUGGGGAUGCAGCCCCGCCGCCUCCUACUGGAGCCGCGGCUCGCCGUACAUACCAGGUGGUGCUCAAGAAGCUGGCCGUCUUCCAGCCCCGCGCCAACAUAGUGCUGCAGGGGGGGCUGGGUGCCAGGCAGCUGGCGGUUGUGCUGCAUGGCUCAUUGGACAGUUGCAGGCCCAUUCUUCUGGGAGCUGACAAUUGCACCACUCCGUGGAUCAAUCCGUUCACAUCUCAGGCUGAUGACGUGUUUCAGGUUUGGCGGGUCGGUGGGUGUAAGGCGCCCGGAAUCCGGAGGGUGCGGGGCGGCCGUUGUGGUGGUCGUGGUGGUGGUGGUGACCGUGGUAGUGCUGCUGCUCGGGGUGUCUGGGUGACAUCUGACACCCCUCUGGGAUCCCGGCUGCUGCGGGUGGAUGUACGGCUACCGGGCACUGCUUCCCCCGACUGGGGUAUUUUGUUGGAGUCUGUGACUAUUAGGGAUCCGUCCACGGCCAUGGACGACCCCUGGGAGUUCUUCGCCGGGUCCCGGGGCCAGUGGGUGGGCGUAUCUCCGGACACCCCCGAAGGUGCGGCAGGAGGUACUCAGGCGGUACACCUGCUGCCAGCGGGGUGCUGUGCAGUGUCAUUUGUGAGCAGGCCGCUGCAGGACCUGGUGGCGCUGCAUGUACGACAUGACUCCCCGAGUUUGCGGCCCGGCUGGGGGCUGCGUUGCAUCGAUGUCCUGGUCAGCCCGGCCCCAGGAGCGCCCGUCCGGGGUGACAUGUCCACAACGGCUGCGGCCGCGGAGGUCGCCUCACCAGCAGCUACCGCGGGCCAGCAGCAGCAGCAGCAGCAGCCGCUCCAGGGGGUGCCAGCCGUGCCGCCACCAGCUGCUACCACCCAGCCGCAGUUGGAGGAGGAAACUGGCGGUGGGGGGCUGAUGGCGCCUGUUGACACAGCCGCCACCGAAGCCCUGAUGCAGACUAACCAGGAACCGGAUCUGGAGCGGCUGCAGGCGCUGACAGAGGAGUACCGGGCGGAGGUUGCGGCCUACCUGCAGUCGCUAUCGAGCCCUGGGGCUGCUGGGACGGACCUUUUUACCCUCAUGAGGGCGAGGAUGCGGGCCGAGCCCAACCUGCUGCCCAGGGAGUUCCGACGGCUAGACAGGGACAAGGACGGGAAGCUCACCAGCCAGCAGAUUUACACAUUGGUUCCUGGGCUCCUCCCGGUGGAGGUGAAGUGCUCUGAGCAACAGUCCAUAUAUUUGGGGGCCAUGAUAACACUGGGGUCUGAGGAGCCCCUGGACCAGGCGCAGGUCAUGUCCGCUAUCAAGGCCUGUCGGGGCGCUUACAAAGAGGCCGCAUCCAUGGUCCGCAUGGUGGAGAGCGGUGGCGUGGACUGGUACCAGUUGGCCCAGGAGGACGGUCUGGGUGUUGGGUUGGCGCUGUGCCGCCUGGCAGAACAACUUGUGCAGCCCGACAACAUUCAAGGUGCUGUGGAAGCCUUCCAGCAGUACGACACAGAUGGUAGUGGAUACCUGGAAAUUGGGGAGUUAUGCAAGGCGCUGCAGUCCCUCCCUGACCUGACGCUGGGUAGGAGGGAGAUGCGACUUCUGCUGGCGUACCUGUUCCAUUUUGGUGACAAGGACAAGGAUCUUCGGAUGUCGGUUUUGGAGCUCCAGAACUCGCUGGUGCCCUUCGUGCCCCGGCCACCUGCAGAGGAGCUUGAGUGGGCCUACCAGACCUACAAGGCCUCACAUAACCUGGCGGCACUGCUGCGGGCCGUCAACAAACUACAGCCGGCGCUGCUGCCAUCGGCUUGUAUGAAGGUCAAAGCAGCAGCGGUCUCUGCAGUUGCAGCACAGCCUUCUGAAGCAGCAGUAACAGCAGCCUUGCUUGGCGAGGGUGUUGACUCAGUGCCUCUAGCCCUCUUGGUGGACGUUGUGGAUGCUGUGGUCCCGGGUUUGGAGGUACACCGGCAGGAUGUGGCCCAUCUUCAGCUGUUGAUUGCCCUGGACUCUGGGAACAAUGAAACCUUGUUUCUGGAAAAGGAACUUCAGAGCGCUGAGCGGGUGCUGCAGCGGCUUGCUGGCGUGCUGGUGCAGGAUGAGGGCGGGCAAUUGGCAGCAGCCUUCCAAGUGCUUGACAUGGAUCACAGUGGCUACCUAGAUGGACAAGAGCUAUGUACCGCCAUCCGGAAGGUGGAGGAAAACAUUACCGAUGAAGAGCUGCGGAUCUUGCUGGCAUACAUCCAAAGGUAUGCAGACAACGACAGAAACGGUCGCAUUUCUUUGGAGGAGCUCCAGGUUAGGCACUACUGGGAUCCGUCUCGGGCCCUUAUGGCCAACACCAGCCUGUGCCUGCCAUAUCCUGCCUUCAGGCAACAGAUCACCACUGAAAGGCACAUCAUGUGCCACCUGACAUGUGCCUAG
Messenger RNA from Volvox carteri f. nagariensis, 9282 nucleotides. RefSeq lists its product as uncharacterized. The transcript has 59 exons. Lineage: Eukaryota; Viridiplantae; Chlorophyta; Chlorophyceae; Chlamydomonadales; Volvocaceae. The record is from RefSeq and is a predicted model, not a curated record. Gene Ontology annotation, molecular function: calcium ion binding; protein binding. Bases 1 to 9282 code for a protein of 3093 amino acids.